UUUUUCGAUCCUUUCGUCACUACCCGUCACUUCCUUAACCUGGGAUAUCUCGUGUUAUAAUUGAAGAGUCUAGCUGACGAAACGUUGUAAUUUAUUGCAUUUAUAAUUGCAUUAGUACAAUAACGGAGAUUUGAUCGCAAGAGUUCGUUAUAGUGUAAAUGUCAAUAAGAAUAUACAGGAUAUCCAAGUAUAUAUAGUUAAAAGAAACAGACUUAUUACAGUAAAAAUAUCUGAGAAAAAAUGACAUCAUUAGAAGGCAUUUAUACAUCAGAAAAGUUUGGUAAUGAUGAGACAGGGGAUGGCUCGGAAAACAACCCCUUUAAAACUAUCUUAGAAGCAAUGCGUCAUGCUGGUAAAGAAUCUUUCCCAAUAUUUUAUCAGGAUUCUCAUGAAAGUGAUAAGAAGUAUGAACCAGCAUCCAAGUCUCAGUUAAAGAAGAUACAGAAAAUCUGGGUCAGAGAACAGUAUAAAAAUGAGGAAAAGGAAAAGAAGCUGUUAGAAGAUGAAGAAAAGAGACUGAAAAAUCUCGAGGAAGCUAAGGCAACUGUCAUAGAAGAGGACAAGUCAUUACCAGAUGCGAAACAAAUUAAGAUAAAAGAAGCUCUGAAUUAUAGAGACAAGAGAGUUAAGCUUUAUGGAUGGAUACAUAGAUUAAGAAGACAAGGUAAAGCUCUUAUGUUUAUCACAUUAAGAGAUGGGACAGGCUUCCUGCAGUGUGUGCUAACUGACAAACUAUGUCAAACAUAUGAUGCUUUAAUCCUCGCUACAGAAGCUGCUGUCCAAUUGUUUGGAACCUUGAAAAUUGUUCCUGAAGGAAAGAGUGCACCUGGCGGACACGAACUAUGUGUUGAUUAUUGGAAACUUAUUGGUUCAUCACCACCUGGUGGUGCAGAUUCAAUUUUAAACGAAGAAGCAUUGCCUGACGUGCAGUUGGACAAUAGGCAUAUAAUGAUUCGAGGCGAAAAUACAUCAAGGAUUCUAAUUAUGAGAUCUAUAUUGACGCAAGCGUUCAGAGAUCAUUAUAAAGAUCGCGGUUAUUACGAAGUGACUCCACCAACUUUAGUGCAAACUCAAGUGGAAGGUGGUUCAACUCUCUUUAAGUUAGAUUAUUUCGGGGAAAAUGCUUUUCUGACUCAGAGCUCUCAGUUGUAUCUUGAAACAUGCAUCCCGGCAAUGGGAGACGUAUAUUGCAUUGCUCAAUCAUAUCGGGCGGAACAAUCAAGAACACGCCGUCACCUUGCAGAAUUCACGCACAUUGAGGCAGAAUGCCCUUUUAUUACAUUUGACGAUUUGCUCGAUCGGUUGGAGGAUUUGAUUUGCAACGUGGUCGAACGAGUUUUACAAUCGCCGCUCGGUAGCCUCGUUAAGGAACUGAAUCCCAACUUCCAAGUACCUAAGAAGCCCUUCAAGCGUAUGAACUACAGUGACGCGAUCGAAUAUUUGAGAGAAAAUAAUAUCACGAAAGAAGACGGAAGUUUUUACGAAUUCGGAGAGGAUAUUCCAGAGAUGCCAGAGAGGAAAAUGACCGAUGCUAUUAACGAACCGAUAAUGCUCUGUCGUUUUCCCGCCGAGAUUAAAUCAUUUUACAUGCAACGUUGUACGGAAGAUAGACGCUUGACCGAGUCCGUUGACGUGCUGUUGCCGAAUGUAGGUGAAAUCGUCGGUGGCUCGAUGCGUAUCUGGAACUACGAUGAAAUGAUGGAGGGUUACAAUCGUGAAAAUAUCGAUCCGACUCCGUACUAUUGGUAUACAGAUCAGAGGAAGUACGGAUCUUGUCCUCAUGGUGGUUACGGACUAGGACUGGAACGGUUCUUAUGCUGGUUAUUAAACAGAUAUCAUAUACGCGAAGUAUGCUUGUAUCCGCGUUUCUUGGAACGUUGUCGUCCGUAAUAACAUUCCAAGAGUAUACUAAGUUAACCUAAGUCAAAUAAAUAUUUAGUAGAGACAUUUAACUUCGUACUGUUAUAACAAAAUUAGUACUGUACAUUACGUUCGUAAACGUACACAAUUCUCUCAACAUUUCAAUUUUCCGAAUUAAAAAAGAAGCAGCAGGAAAUGCUAGUUGAACAAACAUAAUGCGAUUGAACAUGCUACACGCGUAUCAGAUAUUUCUUAAAUAUAGAAAUAUUAUUUUGUUCUGCAAAAAAAUGAGCUAUUGUGCAACAUGUGAAUCUAGCAAUAAUAUGUUUGUCUGUAUGUAAUAAUAUGUCUGUAUGUACAGUUACAUGUACAAUGAACAAGUAUAUAUAUAUCAUCAAAAACUAGAUCUUUCUGAUACUUACAAUUUACACACAUUUAUUGUAUAAUCAAGUACAAUCAAUACCAUAUAGAUUAUGCUUACAAUUGUUUAAAUAAAAGAUUUAUAGAAUGGUGUAAUUGAAACAAGGUAAAA
This is a messenger RNA of Harpegnathos saltator (Jerdon's jumping ant), 2392 nucleotides long. RefSeq names its product asparagine--tRNA ligase (gene AsnRS). Gene Ontology annotation, molecular function: asparagine-tRNA ligase activity; ATP binding; nucleic acid binding. Gene Ontology annotation, cellular component: cytoplasm. Gene Ontology annotation, biological process: asparaginyl-tRNA aminoacylation. The transcript has 10 exons. Lineage: Eukaryota; Metazoa; Arthropoda; Insecta; Hymenoptera; Formicidae. The coding region runs from base 241 to 1890 and encodes 549 amino acids. The record is from RefSeq and is a predicted model, not a curated record.